Molecule: messenger RNA, 1644 nt
Organism: Ichthyophthirius multifiliis
Lineage: Eukaryota; Ciliophora; Oligohymenophorea; Hymenostomatida
Exons: 3
Biological process (GO): proteolysis
Cellular component (GO): cytoplasm
Molecular function (GO): calcium-dependent cysteine-type endopeptidase activity
Source: RefSeq, a predicted model, not a curated record
AUGCAAGAUGUAUUCUCAAGUGAAUAUGGUUUGAAUUUGUAAGAUUAUAAUCAAAAAUCACAUGAACUUUAACUUUUAGGUGAGAAAGGUGUAUUUUAUGAUGAAUAUUUUCCUCCUACAAAAGAAUCAUUAUGUGAAUAUUGGAAUUUAAUGCCUUAAUAGUAAUAAAAAGUUUGGGAAAAAAUACAAUGGUUACGCCCAAAUUAAAUAUUUGAUGAGUUUUAAGGAAUAGAUGUAUUUAAAGAAAUAGAAGUUAACGAUAUUAAAUAGGGUAUUUUAGGAGACUCUUAUUUUUUGUGUUCUUUAAGUUCUUUAGCAGAAAGAAAAGAAUAUAUUUUGAAAUUAUUUCAUACUAAAAAUUACUAAAAAAACGGUUUAUAUUCCAUUUGGUUGAAUAUUAAAGGAGAAUGGAAAAAUAUUAUUAUUGAUGACAGAAUACCUUGCAUUAAAGGAAUUCCUUGUUUUUCCAAAGCUACUGGAGCUGAAUUGUGGGUCGUCUUAUUAGAAAAGGCUUAUGCUAAAGCUUAUGGAUCUUAUUUUAAAAUAGAAGGAGGAAAUCCUGCGAUUGCUUUGAGAGAUUUGACAGGUGCACCUUAUUAGAAUUUAGAUAGUAAUAAUCCUGAUGAAGUCUGGAACUAUUUAAUCUAACAUGAUAAUAAUGGAAAAAGUGAUAUAUUAAUUUGUUAUACUAAGAGUGCUCACAUUAAGGAAGAAUAGAAUAAACUUGGGAUUUUAGCUGGGCAUGCUUAUUCAAUCCUUGAUAUAAAGUAAAUUUUCGAUUAUCAAGUCAAUAAAUAAGUUGGAAUUAUUAAAAUAAGAAAUCCUUGGGGUAAAGUUGAAUGGAAUGGUGAUUGGAGUGAUAAUAGUUUAAAAUGGACUCCUUAAUUAAAAGAAUAAUUAAAUCUUAAAAAUGAAAAUGACGGAAGCUUUUGGAUUUAGGUUGAAGAUUUUGUUAAGUAUUAUGAAGGAAUUGGUUUAUGUCAAAUUAAAGAUAAUUAUAAGUGCAAUUCAAUAAAGGUUGAUAUGGAUAAUUAAUAAAAUGCUGCAAUAGUUAAGCUUAUAAUAAAAUAAAGAUAAGUUGGAUGGAUAACUUUGAAUUAAGAUGAUUCUAGAUUUUUUAAAUAGGACAUUUAUAAUUAUUCUUUUAGUACAAUUAUUGUUACAAAACAUAAUUUCGAAACAAAUUAAAUUUAAUGGGUAUCAGGAAAUUUCGAUUAUGAUAGAAACAAUGAUGCUUUUUGUAUUUUUGAGCCUGGAGAAUAUUUUGUAUUUGUAGAAGUAUUAUGGAAUCAAAAUUAUACUAGAAAUAUUGUAAUAAAUCAUGAAAACAUCGACAUUGUAUUACCUCCAGGAAAAGAAAUUAUUUUAUUAUGCAAGUUUGAUGCUUUAAAAGAUUUCUCAACUUCAUAUAACUAUAAAUCAAGUAUAACUUUAUAUCCUUCUAAUUCAGUCUAAUUUAAAUAUGAUGAAUCUAUGUUUUUAAAGCCUAACGUUUUUAAUGAUAAAAUAAGUUAGGCUUAAAACAAAAGUUCAGCAUAAAGAGAAAUAUCAAUAACCAACUUUAGAUUAGGUCCUGAUAAUGAUAUUGAAAAUUUAACUACUAACAUAUAUUAAAUAGAAUAAAUUUUUGUAAAUUCGUUUUGA